CACAGGACCAGAGGUAUCAGGGCCCGAAGGGAAUGAGGCGCAGCAACCAGCCCCCGAUGGAUCUACCGCGGGAGUACCACGGCGGCCCACCCGAGCACUACCGCGACCACCCUCCUCCAGCCUACCGUCAGCACGUCACCCUCGAACAUUUCCGCCCCGCCACCAGCAUGGACCUCUACCGACCUGCCACCUCGCACGCCGAAUCGUAUCGGUCUCAGGGUGCCUCGGGCAACCAGCCCGACCCGUUCCGCUCGGGGUCGAGCGCCGGGUCUGGGGUGCCAUCGUACCACGUGUGCACUUCGUCAGCCGACAGCUUCCGGCCAGUCAGCAGUGGCCACACGUUCCACCACAGCCCGAGCUGCCCGCACACCACCUUAGCGGGCCACGGCCCCAGCCACGACCCCUUCCACAGCUUCUCCGGGGACAUGUGUCGCAGUUUAGGAGGCAACGGCCAUGAGGGAUACAAUGAUGGCACUCUGCAGGCCCGCCCCCACGAGCACCACCACCACGACCCCUACCACCGCCACCCAUCACCUCAGGACAUGGCCGGGUCUCGGGGACACAUCGCCGGCCCUCAGGCUCCAGAUAUGUAUCGCGACCUUCCGCCGCUGAUGCCCCACACUCCACACCAUCACCACCACCAUCACCACCAUCAUGCCCCACAGCAGCAGCAUCCCCCUCGCCACCUGGUGCGUCACACAUCUAACAUUGACCGGCACACUCUGGAGCGACACAGGGCCAAUCUGGAGUCUCGCGGGGUCCUGGAACCCCAUCAGGAAGUAGCCAGCCCUCGGGACCCCCUCGGUCCCCUCCUGCUCGAAACGAGGCCCCACCACACCAGCAGCGCCCCCGACAUGUUGCGCCACCACCGCUCGGUCCCGGACAUGUAUGCCACGUUACAGGCCGAGGAGCAGGCCGCGGAAGACCAGCACACGUACGGCGAGGGAUGCCGCCUCCGUCGCCAGCAGUCCGUGAGCAAAGAAGGAACGAGCACGUCGGGCAGUGCUGCCUCGGAACCCUCUGCCCGGCCUCGGGCUCGUCCAUUCGGUCUGCAGCGCCAGCAUUCCUUAGGACAAGAACUGUCGCGGCCUUUCUCCAGCGAUUUCCGGCCACCGCGCGAGCUGAGGAAUGUGCAGCAGGACAUCACACGGUCGCAAAGCAACGCGCUGGACCUCGCCAGGGCAGGGAGCGUGGGGGGGCUGGCCCCGGACAUCCGACGAUCACGAAGCAAUGCCCAGGACAUGUGUCGAGGGGCGAGGGCGGGGAGUGAGGGCCGAGAGAUCCGCCACGCUCACUCGACGCACGAAAUCCCCAUCGCACACUCCCCGCGCUCCAGAUCCCCGCGCUCACACCAGACUCCACUACCCGAUGUGUACCCGGACCCGGCCCGGACCUCCUCGGGGGGCUCCAGCGGACCCUCUCCACCGAUUCCCCCGGGCCCGCCGUCGGAACCCGCCCGGGCUGGUGGUGGUGGUGACUACCCUCGCCAGCACUUGGCUUAUUGCGAAGUAGCUCGUGCCCAACAGCAACAGCAACAACAUGGUUAUUACUUGGGAGGCUCUCAGUCAUCUAGCAGGGCGCUGCUUCAGGCGCACGAUGUGGUGGCCCACGAGGUGUACGGCGACGAGGCCAUCCGCGUGACGCCGCCGCCGCUGCUGCCCUACCUCAACGGCGGCGACGAGGUGGACGCCGCCAACGGGGACGUCGACAUGGAGAACAUCACGCGCGUCAGACUCGUCCAGUUCCAGAAGAACUCGGACGAGCCCAUGGGCAUCACGUUGAAGAUGAACGAGGAGGGCCGUUGCAUCGUGGCUCGGAUCAUGCACGGCGGGAUGAUCCACCGCCAGGCGACGCUGCACGUGGGCGACGAGAUCAGGGAAAUCAACGGGAUGCCCGUGGCCAAUCAGAGCGUCGACAUCCUCCAGAAGAUGCUGAGGGAAGCCAGGGGUUCCGUCACCUUCAAGAUUGUACCGUCGUACCGCAGCGCUCCGCCCCCUUGCGAGUUUUACAGGACGAAGCCGCAGCAGGUUCUUAUAUACGUUCGGGCUCAGUUUGACUACGACCCGCUCGAGGAUGACCUCAUCCCGUGCGCACAGGCGGGCAUUGCCUUCAAGACGGGCGAUAUACUGCAGAUUAUCUCGAAGGACGACCACAACUGGUGGCAGGCGAAGAAGGACCCCAAUGGCACGGCCGGCUUGAUCCCGUCGCCAGAGCUGCAGGAGUGGCGCACGGCCUGCCUCGCCAUGGAGAAGAGCAAGCGUGACCAGGUGAACUGUUCCUUCUUUGGGCGGAAGAAGAAACAGCACAAAGACAAGUACUUGGCUAAACACAACGCAGUCUUCGAUCAGCUAGAUCUCGUUACGUAUGAAGAAGUUAUAAAACUGCCAUCAUUUCGGCGAAAGACCUUGGUGCUCCUAGGUGCGCAUGGGGUAGGGAGGCGGCACAUCAAGAACACACUCAUUGCCUCACAUACAGACAAAUACGCCUAUCCUAUACCACAUACUACUCGAAGUCCACGGAAAGACGAAGAUAAUGGGAAGAACUAUUACUUUGUAUCGCACGACGAGAUGAUGGCGGACAUUGCUGCUAAUGAAUACCUGGAGUAUGGCACGCACGAAGACGCCAUGUACGGCACGAAGCUGGAAACCAUCCGUAAGAUCCACAGCGAAGGCCGAAUGGCGAUCCUCGACGUGGAACCGCAGGCUCUCAAGAUCCUCCGCACGGCAGAGUUCGCCCCCUACGUUGUCUUCAUCGCCGCCCCAUCGCUACAGAACAUGACAGAUUAUGACGGAAGCUUAGAACGGCUGGCAAAGGAGUCGGACUUGCUCAAGCAGGCGUACGGCCAUUUCUUUGACCUGACCAUAGUGAACAAUGACAUCGAAGAAACAAUCCGACAGCUGGAAAAAUCGAUCGAAACUAUGAAUAUGACCCCGCAGUGGGUACCCGUGUCCUGGGUUUACUGACAGCCCGCCCCUCCCCGAGACAGUCCCUCUGACUGCUAUUGCUGUGGAACGACGCGGAGCAAAGAGGCCAAUAGGCGGGCCCACCAACACCACAGAAGGUGAUCCCGCGGCUCUAGAACCACCACACCGCCAUGACCUGUGUGCCACAAUCAAAGUCUCGCAAAACAUAAAUGCCUCAUACUUAUUAUAAGAUGAUAUUACAAAAAAUAAUAAUAAAAAUAAAAUAUAUUAAAAAAACUAAAAAAAAAAAAUCUAAAAAAAAUAUAUAAAAAUCUCUAUAAAAAUAGCAAAGUAAAUACGAUGGUGUAUUACAGCCAAGCACUGCACAUACAUGUAUGUCACUAGGAAUGUUGCAUUUUACAAGUGGUAAUGGAGAGGAUGUGGACAAGCCAGCCUUAAAGAGGAUGAAAAAUAGAGAAUAUAUUUUGUGGCAAUUUGCUCAACUUGGACUUUUUCACAUAGGUGCAUAUAUUUAUUUGGUAGAAGAUGCCACUAUCAAAUUUAUAAGGUAGAGUAGUGACUGGGAACUUCAGGCUUGCGUUCGAAGCCGGGUUGUAAUGGCGUUCGUUAGUCAUCCCAAUUUUAACGUAAGGAAUUUGACGUUCUUUCGCUCUUCGGAUUCGGAAAAUGUUACACCCGCGUCAUUUUUUUAAUCUGAGUUUUUAAAAUGUGCUUCAGCAUUGUUUUUUUUCAAUAUUAAUUAGAAUGUUUAUUUAUCGGUUCUUUUGACUGUCAUUAAGUGAUUGAUUUAAGCUAAAAUUAUAACGAGGAUGGCGCCUUACUAGUCAAUUAUUUUCUGACAGAACACUUUUCUUUGAAUCCAAAAAUCAUGCACCGUAUGCUUUUAUCAGUCAACUGUGAUUUCGUUUUUUGUGUACGUUCCCUAUAUAUUUAUUUAUUUAUUGUACGCAGUUUGAACAACAGUCAGUAAAGGUAGAACGAAUGGUGCAAAAGUGGCAAAAUAUUCUUUUGUAUACAGCCAAAGGGAGAGAAAAGCUACCCUAGGGAAUAUUUUCUUCACGCAGAUUUUUUUUUCUUCCAUAAGUAAAGGCUAGAGAUCCACAGAGCGGACUAACAGCCAUCCGAGAGAAGAGCCUGUGUGAGCCUAUGAUGUACCAUGGUUGUGUGUGGUUCUCGACAAAUAAAAUAAAAUAAAAAGAUGGUGGUUGGCUUUUCGAAUAAGGAGACGGACAUUGAGGCUAAUAUCUAAAAAAAAAAAAAAAAAAAAAAAAAAGGAAUAAAGCUUGUUAAGGGACUCUGAAAAGUCUUGGGGGAGAGAAAGCUUGGCAAAGGUGUUGUUUGUUGAUAUGAAAUGAGUCACGUGACCCACACGAUUGGGUACGUACGGUGUACUGGAGUGUUCGAAGCGUUGUUCCAAUCAAAGACCUCUGUUCUGAAGAGGUAACAAUAGAAUCCAGUGGAGAUGAAUAUAUAUUUGUAGGAUGUAAGAGAAUAGACUAGAGGAAAUAAAACAAAAAAUGGUUGCACCCAAGCACGACAAACUCUGACAACUGGAUAAUGACGGUGGGAAUAGCGAUGUCUUUGAUGAAUUCUGGAAAAGAAAGAAAAUAUAAAUAAUCACCAAAGUACCCUUCUUAUUUGUAAGGAGGAUGGACUGAUCUGUGUACACUUAUAAAUAUUGUUUUUAUAAGCAAAUAAAGGUUGAACCAGUUGUUCCUUGUACAUGGAAUUUAAUUAAUUGUUAUAUAGUUGCAGUGCAGGUAGUAUGCCAGUUUAUGCUGAUGUGAAACAGAUGACACUAGCAAGUGUGUAUAUUUCGGUCACUCGGUCACUCGGUCACCUGCUAUGAUUCUUUUAUACAGUACUAGAUUUGUAAUAAGUUUGAAGUGCGAGAAUGUUUACAGCGGAUCGGAUUUCAGACAAAGGCUAAACAAGGUUGGGUUCGAGCAAGAUCGAUAAUUGAGGUUUUGAUUCCGUAGCCGAUCCUCAUGUUUUGUGCAUUUGCUUGCUUUUCGAGAAAAAAAAAAAAAAAAACAUUGUGUUUAUUAUUGUUUCCAAUGUCCUGUUCACACUUUCAAAUUUCGGAAUAGCAACAAAAAACGGUUAAUUUUCAAAAGGAAUUUACUGAUGUGACAACCUUGUUUAGAUUUCAUUAUUACAUUUAUGUCCUAAUGACACCCUGUUUAUUGUAUUUUUUCGUCUGAUUUUUUGUACUGUGUAUUACGCAGAUUUGUACAUUUAUCCUUGAAUCUUGUUUCCCCGACCAAGCUUUGCAGGUUCUGUGGGUUUGUUGGAUGGAUUACUGUUAUUAUAAAAAAAAAAACAACAACUGAGUAGA
Messenger RNA from Penaeus chinensis, 5262 nucleotides. RefSeq lists its product as uncharacterized. The transcript is spliced from 12 exons. The record is from RefSeq and is a predicted model, not a curated record. Gene Ontology annotation, biological process: regulation of neurotransmitter secretion. Bases 33 to 2963 code for a protein of 976 amino acids. Gene Ontology annotation, molecular function: signaling receptor binding. NCBI's taxonomy places the organism in Eukaryota, Metazoa, Arthropoda, Malacostraca, Decapoda, Penaeidae. Gene Ontology annotation, cellular component: cell-cell junction; plasma membrane.